AUGCUUUGCUUCUUUGUUUUAUCAGCUAUAUCUUAUACACCUUCAAUUUUUGGAUACACAGGAACUGAUACAGUUCAGGCACAAGAGACAGACUCUAUUAUUAUCCUAAAUGAAGUUCCAAAAUCCAAAGAUCCAAAACCAAUUAGCGCAAAAGGAUAUUCUGAUCCUCCAAUUGAAGAAAAUCAAUAUGUUUGGCCAGAUCAUGGCAAGACUUGCACGGAUCAGCAACUUAAUAACGAAACCAGCGGAAUUCAAAGAGAUUUCUGCAAAUGGGCUGAAAGAGUAGACGAAGAAGAACUAUAUUACCAUCCAGCUGGUUCAAAACAAUUCUUCGGUGAUGACGCUGUUAUUAAUACCUCAACCAGGUAUAAAGCGAGAGUAUUCCUUAAUUCAAGGCGUGACUCUUAUUAUCCAACCGGCUUAUAUGCACCACCAGGUGAACUUAUUACAAUGGAGAUACCUCCAAAAGCCGUUGGCAAAAUAACUUUUAUAAUUAAUAGACAUGUUGAUCCUGCAGCAAGCCAUGCUGUCAGACUUGGCGGAACAAGGUGUGAAUUCAGUCUUAGAGGUACUGUUACUCAAUUCAUGUGGCCAUACGGCGGCACAAUUGAAUUUGCAGUCUCCUUAGAUACGUUUAAUGCAGGUGUAGAUGUCAAUGUUACAGGCGCAAUCAGGAGUCCAUAUUUCAUAUAUGGUGUAACUACAGAUGAAGAAUGGGAAGAAGAAGUUUCCAAAUAUCCUGGUCCAAUACUAUCCCUUGAUUACGGCGCAGGUUUCGUGGCUGUCCCAAGCAAAUUUGUCAGGAGUUAUGUCAAACUUAACGAUGCUAUGGCCUUCUGGAGAAGUGUUUCCCGUGUUUUAUAUUCAUGCAGUGAAGUAUCUGCAGUUCCAAGAAGAUCUGACGGAAGAGUUAGAACACCUCUUCGUACAACAGUUGAUAGAUUCGUCAGAGUGGGUACAGCUGUUGCCCUUACAGGCGGUAACCAAGUUUAUGAGCCAAUAGGUUGGCAAAGAGAGUGGACAAACUAUGAUUAUGCAAAAUGGGGAUGCUGGGGCCAACUCCAUGAAUAUGCACAUCACUUCCAGAAUGGUUGGGAAUUUGGUGCAUGGGGUGAAGUUUCAAAUAAUGUAUUGAAUCUUAUUUCUAUGUCUUUAAUGACAGAAAUUGAUGCCACAAGAAUGAUUAAUUUUUGGGGAAGCAUUGCCAUGUCUGGAGAUUGGGCAAAUACAGCACACCAAGCUGGUAAUGUCAAUGCAAAAGAUUUAUUGUAUUGGUACGGUCUUCAUUUGUAUUGGUUUGGCCCAGAUCGUCAACGUAAAAUUAUCCGUUCAACAAGAGAUGGAAAAUACUUUGCACGAAAUGGUUCUUUUGUUAGCCAGUUUAUGUUGACAAUUUCUUAUAUUGCAAAGAGAGAUAUGAGGCCAUAUUUCAAGACAUGGCCUAAUCUGUACAAUUACACAGCUUCUGUUACAGCAACUGCUGAUUCUCUUCUUGAUUCAUGGGGAUUCAAAGAGUUCCACCCAGUUUCAAUUAUUUAUCAGACAGGUUAUGUUUAUGAUGGUGAAGAAUUUGAGACUGCAAAGCCAUUUAGAAUUCCUGCUCGCGAACCAUAUUUGUUUGAUUUCGAACAGUUCAAGAAGACAAGAGAUGAAAUGCACACCUUCACAUUCAAGAGAGUCAUUCCAGGACAAGGAACAUUCGAAGAAAUUGGAACAGCUCAAUAUACCAUCAUCAGAUGUGAAGUGUUGAUUUUCUGGAUCAACAACAAUUUCUCCUAUAGGCAUUAG
Molecule: messenger RNA, 1788 nt
Organism: Trichomonas vaginalis G3
Lineage: Eukaryota; Parabasalia; Trichomonadida; Trichomonadidae
Product: experimental autoimmune prostatitis antigen 2-related family
Exons: 1
Coding region: 1-1788 (595 amino acids)
Source: RefSeq, a predicted model, not a curated record